Messenger RNA from Ustilago hordei, 675 nucleotides. RefSeq lists its product as uncharacterized. The transcript has a single exon. Lineage: Eukaryota; Fungi; Basidiomycota; Ustilaginomycetes; Ustilaginales; Ustilaginaceae. Gene Ontology annotation, biological process: mitochondrial respiratory chain complex I assembly. The record is from RefSeq and is a predicted model, not a curated record. Bases 1 to 675 code for a protein of 224 amino acids. Gene Ontology annotation, cellular component: membrane.
AUGAGCAUAUUGCAAAGAAUAGCCCGAACGCUGGGCUUGGGCAAAUGGAAAUACAUGGUCGGUCAGGAUCUUGCCGGGAACUGUUACCUCGAAUUGCCCUCUCUCUCCGGGUCGAUCGAUCCACGUCACACCCGACGUUCCAUCCAAUGGCGCGAGAAAAAGGAACUCGGCGAUUACGACCAACGUUCGAUCCCUGUGCAAUGGGUCAUGUGGUUACGCCAUACACGACGGGAAGCACCGACGGUCGAAGAACUUGUUCGUGAUCGUCAACGUAUCCUUACCACCCAAGCUAACGCACAGAAAUUGGCACUGCAAGAUAGAGCAACGAGGCAAAGAGAACAGCAGGCAAGGUUGGAACAACAUACCGAGGCAAAGGAGAGGGCGCAAAAGCUAAUGCAGAGUCCAGUAAUGGCGGAGAUCGGCGCCACAUUGGAGCAAGAGAGAGUGGCGCAUGAUGAUGUUUGGGCUGCUAGUCGCGCUAGGUUAGCUGCGAACGGCCAGUUGCCGAUAGAGCGCGACGGAGGCGAUCCGGAUUCCUUACAGCAAGCGAUGGAGAGGAGGGCGGCGAGGAGAGAGGCCAAGAGUCAAGAGGAAGCGGAGAGGGAAAGGGCAAGGAGGGAGAUGAGCAAGUCACCUUUGGAUGCUUUCGUGCCUAUGCCUAAGGCUAGAAAGUAA